This is a messenger RNA of Cygnus olor (mute swan), 1612 nucleotides long. RefSeq names its product E3 ubiquitin-protein ligase Topors-like. Gene Ontology annotation, biological process: protein monoubiquitination; protein polyubiquitination. The record is from RefSeq and is a predicted model, not a curated record. The transcript has 2 exons. Bases 634 to 1167 code for a protein of 177 amino acids. Gene Ontology annotation, molecular function: metal ion binding; ubiquitin protein ligase activity. NCBI's taxonomy places the organism in Eukaryota, Metazoa, Chordata, Aves, Anseriformes, Anatidae.
AUUUUGUGUUCUAUACUCGUCGUUUCCAUGCUCUCUUCAGGAUGUGUCCAACGCUCGGGUGUCCAGCUGCACGUCAAGGACAUCCCUGGCUCCCAGGGGCAGGUCCCAGGCCGCAGGCCGACCUCCUGGCCUGGACCCCAGCCUGGCAGGCGUGGCUCCUGUCAGCGUGGAGCAGCCAUCUCACGUCAGCAUUGUCUCACCGCAGCCAGGAGACCUCUGGCGGUGCUGACAUCAGGGGCACCUCGAGACCCUUGUGAUGCCACCACACAGUCACUGUCGCCCUACGGCCUCACAAAAGGUGGCUGGCUAUAAGAGCCCUGAGCGGCGCGCCUGCGGCCAGUCCGGCUGGUGGUACUCGAGAGCUCGACGUGCCAUUGCUGGAAGGAGCGAGGCGGAGGUGUUGCACGAGGCACACGCAAAGCCAUUCUUUUUGCACACUAGCCAUCGAGGUUCUUCGUCCUGCUGGUGGCACGCGAGGCGUCGAGGUGAAGCCAGCGAGACACGAAGCGUCGAGGUCCUGCCGGCGACCCGCAGCGGAGGUGCUGAGGACCAGAGGCUGCUGAUAACCACCUGGCCCCGGGGCAGCCUACCACAGGGGACAACCAACUCCACACCGCGGCAGCUGCAGGCACCAUGAACCAUCAGGAGCAGCCAGAGGAGGAGGCCCCUGGGGACGAGACGUGCCCCAUCUGCCUGGGCCGGCUGUCCAGCACGGCUCGUGUGGACCCCUGCAGGCACUCCUUCUGCCUGGGGUGCAUCCUGCCCUGGGCCACUCGAAGAGCCACCUGCCCACUGUGCCGCGGGCGUAUUGGGACCAUCGCACUCGUGGUGCCGCCCGCCCAGCACGACGCCUCGCCCCGCCGGGGAUUGCAGCGCAACGCGGGGCUGGAGCGGCAGCAGCAGCAGCAGCAGCGGCAGAGGAGCCCCUCCAGCUACCGCUCCCGCAGCGUCUCACCACGGCGCAGGGAGCGCAGCCCCGCCGAAGCACGACGGCUCGUCCGCAGCCGCUCCUGGCACUCGGAGCAGGACGGGCACAGGCUGCCACGGUCCCUGCAGUACCCCGAUGCCGAGGACAUAGCCGAGUACAUCGCCUGGCUACGUCGGGUCCAACUGGAGGAGCCGGGGUCUGGCGACCACGCGGGCCGCCACGCCAGGCCCCGCAACUGAGCAGCGACCGGGCCUCACCUGGGGACGGGCUGGGGGUGGCAGCCACAAUUACCCCAGGAAUAAAUUAUGACUUUUCCACCCUGCAAAGCCUCUGCCUCCACUUCUUCCUGCAUAGGUCAGCGGGGGGGCUGAACGCAGCCCUCUCCCGCUGUCCGCACCGCCAAGUGGGUUGGGGACGACUGCUGUUGAUGGGGAAUGGCUGCGGGUGGCGGGUCCCCAAGUGAGCCUGGGGGAUGAGAAGUCAUUUGGGAGCCACAAAGGUGACCUGGCCCAACUGGGAAAAAGGCAAAAAGCAAAAAAGGAGCAAAAGGCUCCUAAAACCUGGCAGCAGAGAAUGCCUGCCAGCCGGGGAACCGGGCCUGGGAACCUGCAGCGGCCUUGGAAGGCGCUGCUGGCCUCCUACAAGUGCAGCCUAAGGGUACCUAAGAACCAGAGACUUCCUCAA